This is a messenger RNA of Vigna radiata var. radiata (mung bean), 1235 nucleotides long. RefSeq lists its product as uncharacterized. Gene Ontology annotation, biological process: double-strand break repair via homologous recombination. Gene Ontology annotation, cellular component: Shu complex. The record is from RefSeq and is a predicted model, not a curated record. Gene Ontology annotation, molecular function: single-stranded DNA binding. The transcript is spliced from 7 exons. Lineage: Eukaryota; Viridiplantae; Streptophyta; Magnoliopsida; Fabales; Fabaceae. The coding region runs from base 224 to 931 and encodes 235 amino acids.
UAGAUCUUCUCAGAAUUUGUAAUGCUUUAUGUUUGUAGUCUUUGAGAUAAACAAUUAAAUUGCUUUUAAUUAUUAACUUAAAGAUCAUCAACAAAAUAUUAUCUCAGACAUUUCUUACUUCUCUCCAAAGGAAGUAAGAAAUACAAGUUUGAGGUUGUCGUGUAAUCGGAAUAGCUUCCUCUGAAAUUGAAAGUAGAAAAUCUGUGAAGGUGGUGAAGGGUUGAUGGAGAUGUUCUUCUGUAGCAGCCAUUUUCCUCAACCUUCUCAAAACCCUUCGAAUCUGCUCCUUCUUUCUGGUCCUCCUUCUUCUGGGAAAACUUCUCUGCUUUUUCAAUUUGCAUUCAAUGUAGCACUUCACUCCCACAACGUCAUCUUCAUUUCCAACCGCCAAAGAUUGGAUUCCAAACCCCCUUUUCUUUCGCAGGGAAUUGAUCCAUCUUCUCAUGUCUUCCACCGUAUACAGAUGAAGUACGUGAAUGAUGAUGAAGACAUCAGGAAGUACUUUGCUGCCUUCCACCUGUAUGAUAAAUUGCCUGCAGCAGUUCUUAUCGAUGAUUUUGGCGAUUUCUUUGACGACAAGAUCUGCCAACAACGAUAUUGUAAUCCCCGCGGACGAGACAUGGCCAUGGUCAAAACUCUAGCCUUAUGCCACAAUGCAAUUACUUUUGCAAAUCAAAAGGGGUCUUGCAAGGUUCUCUUGUCGGAUACUCAUACUCACCAGAGAGACUCUCCAAGGUUUCACUUCAUCUAUAAGAAAUGGAUACAAACCACUUUUACUAUCCAAGAAGGGGAUGUAUCUGGAUCAUUUAUUCUGAAAGAUAAGAGUCAUUCACCAACUGAGCAUAACACAGCUGUGAUCAAAGCUGCAAAGUACUCCAUAGCUCUUCAAUAUCUGGUUUUUGAAGGAAUUGUUGAAGAUGAAGUACAAUAGAUAAGUUACCUUCCCCCCACUUGGAACCCAUUGAUACAUGUAACCAUGUCGUAUAUUCUCUUGGAACAUUUAACAAUCAUAAUAUAAUAUAACAAACCUAUGAGGCCUAAAAAUCAGGAUUUAAAAUCAGAAUAUAAGAUAACAAACCUACGAGGCCUACGUAGACCAAAAAUGGUAUAGUAUUGGUGUGGUGCUUGUAUUUGAUGGUUAUAAACUAUGAUAGUUGUCGAGAUUUGUAUCAAAGGAUUAUGCGUCAGUUUUCUUUUGCUUUAAUUUACUUUUAUUCAAUGCUAUGUUUUUUGUA